UUUGGAGUCGGGUCGUACACCGUUCACCUAUAACAUCUUAUAUUUACACACAUCGUAUUUUUGUAAAAUAAGUUACGUUAAAUAAAGAUUUUAGUACACUUUAUACAUCACGUAUUCAUUCUCACGCUGAUGCAUGAAUCGACCAAGUCGAGACAUAACAAUUAUAUGUAUUAUGUCUUUAUCUACAUAAAUAAUUCUCUCAGCUCGGAUAACACUUUUGUCCGUCCUACUCCAGCACUUCAUGUGCGUAUGUCUCAGGAUAUAGUAACGUGGUCGUACGUGGCGGACUAUUUAUUUAUUAUAAUGUUUUAAAUUUAAAUUUUGAGUAUUUUUAAGACUAAUAUAUAAAUUGUGUUAUUGUCUAAUUUUAAAUUACAAAUACAUUAACAACAAAUCAACGUAUUUCCCCUUUGGUUAUCAUACAAGUCUGCAGUUAAAUCAAGUUGACCGUUGGCCACUACGCGUCUCUCACACGACACAUCUUAAUGAUAUUUUAAUAUCAUCGUCGAAUUCACGUUUCAUCUGGCGAUCAUAAACCCAUUGUCGCAACGUUUCCUGAGUCCAAUCAAUCGUUUUUACACGCACAUCCGUCGUAUUAUUAUUAUUAUUGUUUAUAAUAAGCUGUAGAGUGAGUAUAGACGUUUGGAAUAUGUCCUUUAACUACAACAGGUACGGUGAUGUGGUGGUGUACGUGGAUGGCGCCUGUCCGGGUAACGGUACGCGAUACGCGCGUGCCGGCGUCGGCGUUUGGUUUGACGACGAUCAUGAACUGAACUUGUCAUUACGCGUGCCCGGUGUCCAGACUAACAAUAACGCUGAGAUAUAUGCUGCAAUUAAAGCCAUUGAUAUACUUCUUGACUACAACGAAUAUUGUGUAGAAAUAAUGACUGAUUCUAUGUUUUUAAUCAAUUGUAUGACAAAGUGGAUCAAUAAAUGGAAGCUCAAUGGUUGGAAGAAUUGUAAUGGUAGAACAGUGGCCAACAAGGAAAUGCUGCUAAAACUAGACAGUCUCAUAAAUGAUAUGGAUGUUGUUGAAUUUACUUACAUACGAGGACAUAAUGAAGAUUAUGGAAAUGAGCAAGCAGAUAUGUUAGCUCGUCAAGCAGCAGAUCAAUUUUACUGAAUUAAAAGUCUUUUAAUUAUCAAUGUCUUUGUAAAGUUGAAGUCCAGUUUAUUAAGUUUUAAAUUUAACAAAAAAAUAAGAAAAACAACAGGUUUUUCAAAAUAAUUUAUCCAUUAUGAUAUAGUAGUAUGUGACAAUUUGUUAUUUUAUUCAUAAUUAUAUAUUGAAGAAGAGUAAAGAGUUUAAUGUUAAAGUUUAUUAUAUAACUAUGAUAUUUUUAUUUCUAUUUAUUGUAUCUAAAAAAGAUAUUUUAUUGAAAUG
Molecule: messenger RNA, 1384 nt
Organism: Melanaphis sacchari
Lineage: Eukaryota; Metazoa; Arthropoda; Insecta; Hemiptera; Aphididae
Product: ribonuclease H1-like
Exons: 5
Coding region: 650-1123 (157 amino acids)
Biological process (GO): DNA replication, removal of RNA primer
Molecular function (GO): RNA-DNA hybrid ribonuclease activity; nucleic acid binding
Source: RefSeq, a predicted model, not a curated record